GUAUCAUCAUAUUUGCACUAUCUAAUUCAAGCUAGCGGACCGAAUCGCGUAUAUAAAGACUAAAAGUUUGAGUUCCAGACAUCAGAUCACAUUUGCAACCUCAUUCCUAACUUCAAAGUCCAAAGCUUCAACUCAAAUCCUCAUCAUCAUCAUGCAGUCUGCUCUCGUUUUCUUGGCCCUUGUCGCCGUCGCUUCCGCCGGACUCGUUUCGUCUCCAGUUGCCUACUCUGCCGGAACUUAUCUGACCCGAGCCCCAGCUUUCGAUUCUGCGGUCAUCAAGAGCGACCGACUUGGAGGAAACUUUGCAUAUUCGGUUGCUGAGAGCCACGCCUAUGCUGCCCACACCCCAAUCGUCCAACAUGUCACCUCCCCCGUUGGAGUCACUUACUCUGCUGGAGCCCCAGUCGUGACCGGAUACAGAAGCCCAGCCGUCCACGCCUAUGGUUACAACGCUGCCCCACUUGCCUACAACGGAUAUGGAGCUUACGGGUACUCUGCCCCAGCUUAUUACAACACUCUCGGAUAAGAAUUUGUUCAGCCAAAAUCGCUAGUUCUUAAAUUAUUCAUGUAUUUUCAUCUGUGAUUCUUUACUUUCGGUUAGUCCACAACAUAAUUGAAAAAAACAUAGUAUUUUUAUACAGUUUUGUAUAUGCUCAGAUAUUUCGAAAAUUGUAAAUUCAAAACUUAUUAUUGUGUUCAAAAUUGAAAAAUAAAUAUUCGGUUUCAUGACCCAGUUGUAAUCAAAAUUA
This is a messenger RNA of Folsomia candida, 749 nucleotides long. Its product is annotated as cuticle protein 12.5. The transcript has 2 exons. Bases 152 to 526 code for a protein of 124 amino acids. The record is from RefSeq and is a predicted model, not a curated record. Lineage: Eukaryota; Metazoa; Arthropoda; Collembola; Entomobryomorpha; Isotomidae.